AUGAUUGAUUUUCAAAACCCCAUUAUCAUACUCAUGUUUGAAUUAUCUGUUUAGUCUUGAGUCACACUUUUUAUUAAUUAAUAAUAUAAACAAUAAAAAAAUGGCUAAUCGUUUCCCAAACAUUCUACAAAACAAGUUCUCCAGUCUUCAUCCCAAACCUUCAAUUUCUUGUUUCACUGGUGCUCAAUUGUCAACAACUCUAAAGAGAAGUAGGAAUCUAAGAGUGCCUCGACGCCUGGUGUUGGGGAUUGGGGUUUCUUUUUGGGCUCAAUUCAUGAACAUGUCUGCCUCCAAUUCUAUCAUCGCAUCCGCCAGAACAAAAGGUUCUGUCCAACAGAUAUUGGAGAAUGUAGAAUGGCCCGAACAAUUUCCUUUCAAGGAUGAAGACUUCCAACGUUUCGAUGAAUCAUCAGAUUUAGUAUUCUAUGAAUCUCCGCGAUUUGUAACCCACAUUGACGAUCCAGCCAUUGCCGCUCUCACAAAAUACUACAAAGAAGCUUUCCCUCCAAGUAACACGCCAGGCGUCGCUCUUCUAGACAUGUGUAGCAGUUGGGUGAGUCAUUUUCCAGUAGGAUAUAAGCAAGAAAGAAUAGCGGGUAUGGGUCUUAACGAAGAAGAACUCAAGGCGAAUAAAGUCCUCACUGAGUAUGUUGUGCAAGACCUAAACACGAACCCUAAGCUUCCGUUUGAAGACAAUUCUUUUGAUGUUAUCACGAACGUGGUUAGUGUUGACUAUUUGACAAAACCAAUCCAAGUGUUCAAGGAGAUGCAUCGGGUCCUUAAGCCAGGUGGCAAGGCUAUUAUGAGCUUCUCGAACCGGUGUUUUUGGACAAAGGCGAUAUCGAUAUGGACAUCAACAGGUGAUGCAGAUCAUGUGAUGAUAGUGGGUGCAUAUUUUCACUAUGCUGGAGGCUUUGAACCACCCCAGGCUGUAGAUAUAUCUCCGAAUCCUGGCCGAUCUGACCCGAUGUACAUUGUCCACUCAAGAAAGCUGGCAACCGCUUGAAUCGAAUACGACGCUUAUGAGUUAUGAUUCACAUGUUAAUCCAAAAAUCAGAUUGUAAACACCACAUGUAGGGGCUGUUUGUUUACCUCUUAAUGAGGCUCUUAAUGGUUCAGACCUCUUACUGGUUCA
Helianthus annuus (common sunflower) is the source of this 1135-nucleotide messenger RNA. RefSeq lists its product as uncharacterized. The coding region runs from base 101 to 1006 and encodes 301 amino acids. The record is from RefSeq and is a predicted model, not a curated record. The transcript is spliced from 7 exons. Lineage: Eukaryota; Viridiplantae; Streptophyta; Magnoliopsida; Asterales; Asteraceae. Gene Ontology annotation, molecular function: S-adenosylmethionine-dependent methyltransferase activity.